This is a messenger RNA of Scylla paramamosain (green mud crab), 3185 nucleotides long. Its product is annotated as kelch-like protein 2. The transcript has 10 exons. Gene Ontology annotation, molecular function: protein binding. Bases 691 to 2463 code for a protein of 590 amino acids. The record is from RefSeq and is a predicted model, not a curated record. Lineage: Eukaryota; Metazoa; Arthropoda; Malacostraca; Decapoda; Portunidae.
CGUAAUAACACACACACACACACACACACACACUACCUACGUACUAUCUCAACGCUCACCAGCCAGCACCACGUGGUCCUGCAGACAUGUUAUCUACGUCCAGCUCAUUUUAUCAGUCACGGUGAUAGCCAACCACGUCUCGAAAUCAAGGUUUUAUAUGAAACGUUGAACUAAAUUGCAUUGCAUAAUUACCAUGCGUAAUUUAUAGAUUGGUGUUUGAAGCAUGAUGUUGCUGAACGUUAGUGAUGCUGUUCUUGGUCAAUCCCGCGCAGGUUAUUCGCUUUAAGGUCAAGGGGCAGUAAUGAUGUAUAUUUAAAAAGUACCCGUCGACGCAUGAAUAGUGGUGUGGUGCACUCGUUUGUACCUCGGCACACAGGCUGCCUUGCCGAGCCACAGCAGGCUCGCCGCGAGCACCAGUCCGAGAGAAAUUUUAGCUGGGAGAGGACGUGUGGUACACCGCUUCCUCAGCCUUUAUUUAGCUCUGUUGCGCAGUACAUUAAAGCACUUAAGUCGUCUAGCAACUAGUCGCACGCAGAUAUGGUGUGAGUUUGGACUUGUAGUUUUGCUUGGUCACUUCUUAUCCAAUACCGCUCCAACUUCCGCUAUCGGCCACGCAUGAAGUCUCCGCCUGUUGCUGCUGACCACAACCCUAAAUACUCACGGUCUCCUUGAUGUCAUCAACUGAAGUAUAUGACUCAUUCAGACAUGGUGGAGGGCGUGUCGGACAGCGGCUGGCACGCCACCCUGACGCGGGGGCUGAACGAGGCGUGGCAGACCAGACUAUUCACUGACCUCGUCAUCAGGACUCAGGACCAGGUCAUUCAUGCUCACAAGAUUAUUCUCGCAGCAGCAUCACCUUACUUCAGAGCCAUGUUGUCCGCCGGCCUGGUGGAGGGGCAGACGCAGACCCUCGCGCUGGAGGACGUAUCGGGAAAUGUGCUCAACACAGUGCUCACUUUCGUCUACACAGGCCGCGCUUCCCUCACAGAGCACAAUGUCCAAGAGGUGCUCACUCUGGCAGACUACUUUCAGAUACAUUCCUUGAAAAAACUGUGUUGCUACUAUCUCAAAACCCACCUGGUGUCCCGCACCUGUCUCGGUGUAUAUGAAGUGGCGGCCCUUCACAGGUGCAAUGAUCUGGCUGCCGAGGCUCUGGCACUGGCCGCCUCUCAGUGUUCUGAGGUGCUCGCCCAGCCAGACUUCCUUUCUCUGCAACCCGAGACUCUAAUUACGCUACUCAAACAGCCUUACCUCAGUGUGGAAACUGAGGAAACAAUCUUUAAGGGUGUAGUGGACUGGGUUUCCAAAAAUCCAGCUGAGCGGCAGAAAUGGCUGCCUGUUCUGAUUGAGAACAUCGACCUGGAAUUCCUCAAGUCCAACAGGAACAAGUGGUUGGCUGUGCUGAAGGAGAAGCAGCUCUUAGAAGACCUUAAGAAUGUUAUAGAUCCUGCUGUGGUGGAAUGUAAUGGCGACCAUGAGGAUUGUGAAAACCAGUACCUACAGAAGACGAUAAGACACAGUACCACGGAAGAGGUGUUGCUGGUGAUGGGAGGAGAGUCCAACGGGCGGCUGCUGCGGAACACCGAGUGCUUCGCGGUGGGUUACUCGUCGUGGCGGUGCAGCAUUCCCGAGGUGGCGAGGAGACCCAACAGCCACUACCAUCAACUGCAGGUGCUGCCUCCCAUGCAGCAUGCACGAGCUUACUGUGCUGUGGCUACUCAACAGAACAUGGUGUACGUUCUCGGAGGACAAACUACCAAAACCUUCUUGGCAUCGUGUGAGUGUUACAAUGUUCUGAGCAACAGUUGGCAUCACCUGAAUGACCUGCCAGAGGCCAUGCAUGGCUCAGGGGCUGCCUUCCUUGACGGCAGUCUCUAUCUGGCUGGAGGGAAGUCUCAGGAGCGUUAUCAUUCAGGACUCUGGGUCUACAAUGAGUACAAAGACACAUGGUCAAGUCGUGGCUCCAUGGGGCUUGGUAGGGCACACUUUGGUCUGGCAGCAUUGCAUGGCUCCCUGUAUGCUGUUGGUGGUGUGGGCUGGGCAAAGGGAGGGAGUCAGAUCUUGGACUCCUGUGAAAAGUAUGAUCCAGGAGCAGAUGUCUGGGUUCCUAUUGCCUCACUGGGCCAGGCACGGGCCUACCUAGGUGUGGCAGUGAUCCAUGACCACCUCUAUGCUAUAGGAGGCUACAAUGGCUCACAGUGGCUCAACUGCGUGGAAAGAUAUGAUCCUCUCAGAGAUCAGUGGACUUCAGUGUCUCCCAUGAUCAGCGCGCGGAGCAGCUUUGGGGUGACGGUCAGCCAUGGAAGGAUCUACUGCCUGGGAGGCUUCAGUGGAGAAUCAAACCUAAACUCAGUGGAGAAGUACAAUCCUCGCACCAACAUGUGGCAUUGUGUCCAGUCCAUGCAGCUGCGGCGGUAUGGCUUGGUGGCGGCAACUGUUAGUGUUCCAGGAGCACUGAGGUGAUGGCUGCUGUAUGCUCAUGUGUGAAGAUCCUCUAGUAUCCCAAGCUAUGAAAAUGCCAUUGUGUUUCAGUAUCAAGAAGCUGGAUUUGUUUGUAAAGGCUGCUUUGCAUUCAUGAGUUGCUCAUGUAUUAAUGUCCUAUAGUGUCUCAAGAUGUGAAAACACAGUAAAAUCUCAAUGUUUGAAAGGGUUGUUUUGCAUUCAGCAAUUGCUCACUGAUGACAGCUGUAUGUUGUCUUACAGUCUCAAGCUAUAAAAUAAUAUUACCAGAGUGCAUGGUGCUUUUCUGAUUUCAAAUUACACACUUUCAAUGUGAUGUGACAGACUGUAAUAUGAACUCAAUUUAUGAGGGCAAUACUUGAUAAAUGAAACCUAAUCUUCCAUAUAUGUGAGCAAUAAGCAUUGUAAUUUGUUGAAGCUAGAAAUAUUUGCAGAAGGAAUGGCAGUAUGGAAAUUUAAUGGUGUAGCAAACCAGUGUUCUGUGAGUUAUAAUGACAUUCUUCUAAUUGAGUAAUGAAGACAUGCCAAAGUGAAUGUUUUCUUGCUAACAGACCAAUCAUAAUGUUCAACACAAACAUUUAUAUACUCCAUGAAAGCUUCUGUGUUGUGUAGCAUGUGAGUGUAUCAGAUUCUGUACCUGUGUCCUUGUGUGGUGGUGUAGUGGAAGUGAUGCCAUAUAGUAUGUAUAUAUAUUACCUCCUGAAUGAUAAACCUCAUGCAGUGUU